CAUGUGUGUGCGAGAGAGGCAGUCAGAAACAGAGGCGAGCAGAGGGAGCAGAGGUGAUCUCACACUCAUCAGCACGGGAUAACACAACCAUGAUGGGUUGACUCGGGGUUGGGGGGGGCGGCGGCAGGCAGGCGGUUGGAGAGAGGAAGUGUGCGUUCGCCACCACUCGCUCAGCCAUGGAGACCAACAAAGUUCUACAUUUCGUGCCUUCGGAGGCUCCUCCCUCCGGCAUGUCCAAGAACGGCUACUUCUUUCAAGAAAUGGAGCAGCGGGAGGUGGAGCAGGAGGAGGGCAGCGAGGCCCGAGAGGAGGGACAGGACUCGCCGAUCGCCUGCGGAGAUGACAUCCACCUCUACGACAACCAGCUCAGCCCCGGGCCAGACGCCGACGACUCUGGCUGCGUGUUGCUGAACACAUCACGGCGGUAUGUGAAGCUGAUGAACUUUGAGGAGGAGAUCCGGGCUCACCGGGACCUGGACGGCUUCCUGGGGAGGGCCACCAUCCUGCUGGACGAGACCGCCGCCUCCCUGGACGACGUCCUCAAGAGGAUGCUGCACCACGUGGGCCAGGACAGCAACUCCUCCGAGCCCAGCUGCAACUUCGAGGAGGUGAUGAGCUUGCUCUUCACCGACGCGGGAGCCCAGGAGGUCAACGUCCACCUGCUGUCAGAGACCAUCCAGGGGGUCACCGCCACCGCCACUGGGAUCCAGUACCAGCAGUCCUGGCUCUGCAUCCUCUGCAACGUGAAGUAUCUCCAGCAGAGCCACGUGUGCAUCUCCCGCCUGGAGAGGCCACAGAACUGGGGGGAGAACUGCUGCGAGGUCCGCUACGUCAUCCUGAUCCUGGCCCCCCUCAAAAUGAAAAGCACCAAGACGGCCAUGGAGCUGGGCAGGACGUUCGCCACCCUCUUCUCCGACAUCUCCUUCAGGCAGAAGCUGCUGGAGACCAAGACGCAGGUGGAGUUCAAGGAGGCGCUGGUGUUCCAGAUGCACCAGCUGAGGGCGACCAACCAGCCGCCCACGGUUCUGGGGAAGGAGGAGACCGACCCCCGCAGUCACAAGCCCCUCAAGUGCAAAGACUUCCUGAAGGCCGGCCGCGGGAUCUACGAGGACUUUCGCCGCCGGCUGCCGUUCUACCCGUCCGACUUCACGGAUGGUAUCGUCGGCAGUAACAAAACGCUGCUGAAGUACAUGACCACGGCCAUCUUCCUCUACAUCGCCAUCCUCCUCCCCGCCAUCGCGUUCGGCUCCCUCAACGACGAGAGCACGCGCGGCGAGAUAGAUGUCCGGAAGACAAUCAUCGGCCAGAGCAUCGGCGGGGUCAUCUACUCGCUGUUCGCCGGCUCUCCCCUCGUCAUCCCUCUGACCACCGCGCCCCUCGCCAUCUUCAUCAGCGUGAUUCGAGGGAUCUGCGACGACUACAACCUGGACUUCCCGGCCUUCUACGCCUGCAUCGGCCUGUGGAACUGCCUCUUCCUCAUCCUCGCUGGCAUCUUCAACGUCAGCCUGCUCAUGAAGCUCUUCAAGAGGUCGACCGAGGAGGUCAUCGCGCUCUUCAUCUCCAUCGCGUUCGUGGUGGACGCAGUGAAAGGAACUUUCAAAAUCUUCUACAGGUACUACCAAGCGCCGACGCUGGCCAACGCCAGCGCGGGCGCCUUCCCCGCCCCCGCCGCCACCGCCUCCGUCGCCGCCGCUGCCGCCGCAGACCUGCUCAGGGGAAACGGGAGCGAGGCGGCGGCCGCGUUCGCCGCCAGCGCCCUCCCCGGCUCCGUCAUCCAGUGCACGCGAGAGAGGCCCGUCCUCUGCCUGCUGCUGAUGCUCGGCACCCUGUGGAUGGGCUACACCCUCUACCAGUUCAAGAGGAGUCCGUUCCUGCAUGCCAAAGUGAGGGAGGUGCUGUCGGACUGCGCCCUGCCCAUCUCGGUGCUCCUCUUCUCCUUCAUCGGCUCCUACGUCUUCAGCGACAUCGAGCUUCCGGUCUUUAAAGUCCACGACCGGCCCGUCUUCAAGGUGGCUCCGUUCGGGCGGCUGUCGGCCAUGAACGUCGUCAGCGCCAUGGGCCUCGGCUUCCUCCUGGCGCUCCUCAUCUUCAUCGACCAGAACAUUGUGGUCUCGCUGACCAACGCGCCGGAGAACAGGCUGCUGAAGGGCACGGCGUACCACUGGGACCUCAUGCUCUCGGGGCUCAUCAACAUACUGAUGUCGGUGAUGGGGUUGCCCUGGAUGCACGCCGCCUUCCCGCACUCCACCCUCCACGUGCGCCAGCUGGCCUUCGUGGAGCAGCGCGUGGAGGGGGGGCACCUCUACGAGACCAUCGUCCAGGUGAAGGAGACCCGGCUGACGUCUCUGACCGCCAACAUCUUCAUCGGCGUGUCGGUGCUGCUGCUUCCUCUGCCGCUGCAGUGGAUCCCCAAACCCGUCCUGUACGGCCUCUUCCUCUACAUCGCCCUCACCUCCAUCGACGGGAACCAGAUGUGCGACCGCAUGGCCCUCCUCCUCAAGGAGCAGACGUCUUACCCGCCCACCCACUACAUCCGCAAAGUGCCCCAGAGGAAGAUCCACUUCUUCACCUUCCUGCAGAUGACGCAGCUGCUGAUCCUCUGCACGUUCGGCAUGUACCCGAUACCGUACAUGAAGAUGAUCUUCCCUCUGCUCAUGGUCAUGCUCAUUCCCAUCAGGAACAACGUGCUCCCUCACAUCAUUGAGGCCAAAUACUUGGACAUAAUGGACGCCCAACACAUGUAGCUACAGAUGGAGACGCGCUCUGGAUCUGCAAAAAGACGUCUGGAAUUUAAAUGAAGAGAGGAGGGGCGGAAAAAAAGAGAAAUAUUUUUCAAUGCAAAACCGUACGGAAGCAAAAAAGGGGGAUCAACUGACUGUGUUGCUUUUUGUAUCUGAUGAGAACUUUCUUGCAGGUGAAGAGAUGGAAACGUGAGAGCUGUGCGUAAACGUGGACAGGCUGCACCUUCUCCCGAAAAACUACCCAGGAGCCUCCAGAACUCCUGGUUUCACCUCCAUGACCCCCCCCCCACACACACACACCUUUACGUUUUAUUGUAGCAUCUUACCGUGUCCCUGCUGUGUUGAGCUAAAGAUAAGUGCUUCAGGUGUGUCUCUUCUCUUUGACACUUUGCACUCACGUCGCGUUUUACUUCAUUUCCCUGUGCUGAGUACCACGGGAAUUACCUGCUAGGAAUCCCGCGUUCAAGCCGCCGCGACGUCACCUGUACCUUUUUUUGUAACUGUGUCAUCGUGCGGUGUCGAAACCUUUACAUUCCUUCGCCUUUUAGCUGUGACUCCCCUUUUCUGUGAAGGACACGUGCAUAUUUAGUCCCAAAGUCAUUCCAAGGGUCAGCGUCCGUGAAGAAGAGGAGUGUGUGUGUGUGUGUGUGCGUCACAGGCUCAUCACUAACCUGUCUUUCAUCCAGCUUCCUGCCGGCUCUUUUUAAGGUGAAAUUUAAGCUCUCAGCCGAAAUAAUGUAAAAGACAUUCCACAGGUGCGUAUGUACUUAUUUAGAACGACAGCACAAACCAAAACAUAUAGUGAAAUCUGUAUCAAAUUAUGAAUAUAUUAGAGUAUAUUAUGGAACUAUACAAAAUAUUCUAGGUUAAAUAUAAUAUUUAUUUAUGAUGACGCCAGUUUUAUCUCUUUGUGCUAAAUGAGCUGUGAUCCUCCUUCACGUUCCACGGUUACUGAUUCCUGUAUUCUGAGCGUCUCGUCUCACAUCAACCUUCCUUCCAGCUUCAUGUCAACGUCCAACACCUUCUGGUGCAUUGCUCGUAAAGACGAAAGUCAGGUAAACGUAACGAAAAAACAAAAAUACAUUAAAAAUAUAUAUAUCUGUGAGCUUUGGAUUCAACAAAAUUCCUUUAUUUUUUUGUGAACAUGUGUUCAGCGAUGAGUUUUAGAAUAAUCUGGUCUUGUUUUCUAUUUAGAUGUUAUGAUUAGAUAAAUGCUUGCAAACGUCGUCAUGUAAUAAUCCACAAAUCCGGAGGGAUUAUCUUGUUAUCUAACACAAAAAGACAAAAAAAGUAACGUUUCCAAGCGAGCGCUGGUUUUGCUUGCAGCAUGACUCGUCUGGGUUUUUGAUACAAUGUGACGCCGUUGGACGCGUUUGCUACACAAACCGCACACAGAAAAAGUAGCCGCUCACACAGUAACUCCACAAACCGAAUGCAACGCUCGAUAUUCAGCAAUACUGUGUAUAAAAACUCCACUGGAGAGAUCCGGGUGUCCCCAGCGACGGCCAAGACGGGCCUGCUGCAAUUUGUAAGACACAAUCUUGUCCGUCCAUCCUCGCGGUACGAAACAAACACACACGGAAAGAAAAAAUACGCUCUGUGCUGAUUCAAUUACUGCACAAUGAAAAAUUAAAAGACGUGUUCUCGCCAGCGCGGCGUCCGACCCGCUUCACCCAAACGGCGGCUUCCCUCGUGCGGCUCUGUUCGUCUUAACAGAUGUGAGGAAGAUGUCCAAUUUUGAGCAGAUGUCUCCCGCCGAGAUAGCGAGGCAUGAAAGGAGAGCUCGGCGGCGUUUGCAUAAUCCCUGGAUUGAGGCUUGCCGGUGGAGGGAGGAGCGAGAUGGUGAAGGUGUGAGGUGAUAUGUAGUUUUCCACGCGCAGUUUAGUUCUGAUCGGGUAUCCGUUGUGAUCCACGGCGAGGUGGUUCCUCGAGAUCUUCUCUGUGCUGAUGGUCGUCGGAGUAGCUGCAAACUUCUCUCAGAGGAUUUAACAUUGGAUUCAGAGUGAAAGACAUGAGACUCCGUUUGUGGAACCUUGCCCCCCCCCUCGUAUUUGGAUUUGUUUGAAAAUUGCGUACUGUGGUGUUUCUUUAUUCUUUCCUUGUCCUGAUUUCAUAUAGCCUACUUUUUCUAAUCAUGAAUGUAAGGUGUGGAUUUUUAUAUAGCAUAAUAAUUUAGGUGUCAAACAGAAUCUGUAAUUUUUGUCAAAAAGAUCAGCUAUAUUUGUAAGCUGUAAUAUGUAAAAAUGAGAAAAAAAUGGUUAUAAAACAGAAUGUGUUGAUUUAUUAUAGUAUAUAUAUAUACUGUACACUGAAAAAGAGAGACUAUCUCAAGCUGUUUGCCAAAUAAAAAGUAGUAGUGAUGUAAA
Molecule: messenger RNA, 5107 nt
Organism: Gasterosteus aculeatus aculeatus (three-spined stickleback)
Lineage: Eukaryota; Metazoa; Chordata; Actinopteri; Perciformes; Gasterosteidae
Gene: slc4a11
Product: solute carrier family 4 member 11
Biological process (GO): monoatomic ion homeostasis; transmembrane transport; monoatomic anion transport
Cellular component (GO): basolateral plasma membrane; plasma membrane
Molecular function (GO): solute:inorganic anion antiporter activity
Source: RefSeq, a predicted model, not a curated record